Molecule: messenger RNA, 3680 nt
Organism: Synchiropus splendidus (mandarinfish)
Lineage: Eukaryota; Metazoa; Chordata; Actinopteri; Syngnathiformes; Callionymidae
Gene: maml1
Product: mastermind-like transcriptional coactivator 1
Exons: 6
Coding region: 242-2950 (902 amino acids)
Biological process (GO): Notch signaling pathway; positive regulation of transcription of Notch receptor target
Cellular component (GO): nucleoplasm; nuclear speck
Molecular function (GO): transcription coactivator activity
Source: RefSeq, a predicted model, not a curated record
GUUUCAAAAUGGCGGCGUGAACCUGCCUGUCUACAGGACAAAAGAACUGGGCUAGUGUUCGCACUUUCUCGGCAUUUCGCGCACGAUUCCGGUUGGCAGCAGCCCGACAAAGACUCCGGACGCCACGAUGUUCAGAACCGUCUCAAGUGAGUGAUCCUGCGCAGAAGGAGUUCGCAGCCGACGACGACACGGAUGAUCAGCUGAUGCUAACAAAUGCUAACAGAGUCCAGGACUCACAGUGAUGGAACGGCUGCGUCGGAGGUUCGAACACAUCCGCCAGCAUCACAACAGCUGUGAGAGCCGCUAUGAAGCGGCGGCUUUGGAGCGUCUGGAGCAAGAGCGCCAGCAGACCUUAGCCCUGCACCAGCGCUGCCUGCAGGCCAAGGCCAAGAAGUCGAGCAAGCACAGACAACCCCAGGCCAACAAUGAAUCCCCGGGUCAGAGGCAGCCCACCACUGUCGGCAGCAGCUCCGAUGUGGCUGAUGGUGGCGGGUCGGAGCUUAACAGAAGCAGCACACUGAUCGCAUUGCAGGAGACGGUGAAGAGAAAACUGGUAGGCACUGGAUCCCCACUCGACCGGGAUCAAGCCAACGGCUUUCCCCCGAGCAAAAAGGCGUGCUUGGACCCCGGAGGGACAAACGGUGCUGCGAUCGACUCCAAGAUUGCAGUAACACAAGUAACGCUAAGCAGUAAUGGCUCUCACGGUCCUGUUGGAGAGGCCGCGGAAGGCGAGGCGGAGCCUGACCAGCACAGCAAGGAGAUGAAGCAGGAGCCGGACGACAUUCUGCCCAUCAUGCCGCCGGUGGGGGGCGCCAACAACAGCUUGUUCCCUGACCUGAACUUCAAUGAGCAGGAGUGGACCGAGCUGAUGGAGGAGCUGAACCGCUCGGUGGCUUACGAGGACAUCCAGGACAUUUUCAAUGAUGGUUUUGAGGACCGCAAGGAUCCGCCGGAGCUCGUUUCAACUCAGGAGACGGCAGUCGCAGAGUCAUUAGUCGGGGCGACGCAUGCCUCUCAUGGUCUGCCUCAGCUGGACCUGGGACUGGUGAAAGCUGAGUUCUCUCCGGCGGCUGCUGCCUUUGAGCCUGACUCUAAGACCAGGUCUCCUCACUUGUGUUCCACACCUUCAGGGCUUCCACCUCACUCCACCAGCUCUCCUGCUACUUCCUCCUCUGGCUCCUCUCCGGCGAUGCCUCCCACUCAGCCAGCGCCUCCCUCCCGACAGCAUCACCUCCUCCCCCCUGCAGUUUCUAAAGACCUGUCGCCGGCGCAGCAGCUGCAGCAGCUCGCAGCCCAGCAGCAGCGAGUGCAGAACCGCCACAGCCAGCUGCAGCACAAACCACCCUCUUUGCCUGGCUCCAAAUUCCACCCUCUUGGACCCCGAGCUCCACCGCCCCCUUGGCCCCAGGUGCCUAAUGCCACUCAGACCCCGCGUGGUGGAGCGUACGGCAUGGACAAACCCACCAGCCCCUCCCUGUUUCCACAGGAGUACAACCCAAAGCAGUUGCUGGUUCCGAACGCUCCUGCUAAGUGUUCGCCGAAGGCGGCGGUCACCUCCUUCCUGCCCCGCUCAGGUGGCAUGGGCGGUCCCCAUACGGCCGCCGGCCAGACUACAACACUGAACUACAACAACACUAAACCUCUCUCACACUUCGAGGCUGCUCCUGCCCCUCUACGCCCCCCCAUGACUCAAAACAAGGUGGCACUGCUCAACCUGCUCCGACAACAGCAGCAGAUGAAGCAAAAGAACUUGAACUACCGCCCCCUACAGGAACAGAACUCGUACACUGAAUCUCCACGUGGUCCCGUCCCUCCGAGCACACUAACCUCCACCCCUUCCAACAACAUGCCGGUGCAGCCAGGUGCCAUGCCUGCUGCCGCUCAUGGCAAUAAUGUAUAUAUAAAUAACCAGGCUGAAGUUGCUCUCAAGCAGCAACAGUAUAUGCAACGGCAACAGAUGAUGGCUGAACAGGAGAAGCAGCGUCAGCAGGACCAGCAGCUGCAGCGACACCUCACCAGACCUCCCCCUCAGUACCAGGACCAACUUGGCCCGCCGGCCAAUCAUGCCUCCUUUUCUCAACCCCCGGUAAACCAGUUCGCUGGUUCUGCCCAGCCAAUGACUUCCGUGGCUUCCAUGGGUGGCUCAGCGACCGGGCCCCAGCGAAUGUUCCCCCAGAACCAGCCAAUGAUGGGACUGAAUCUGCCUCCCGUCAGCCAGACUGACAUGAGCCUCUCCUCCUGCGGCAGCAGCGUGGACGUGCAGCAGGUUCUCUACAACAACAUGAACCUGCAUCAGCAGGGCUCUCAUCAGCGCCAGAUUCUGCCCAGCAUGAACGCCCCCUACAGGCACAACCCCCUUCCCCAGCAGCAACACCCCAAGGUGCAGUCCAACUCAGCCAUGUUGAAGCAGACUCAGCUCGCAGCCCCAACCCGACUGCCAAUGCAGGGCACCUCCUCUUGGCAGCAGCCUCCUACCAGUACCACCGCAGUUGCUCCUCCCCCCUUCACGCCCAACACCUUUCACUUGCAACCUCGCCUCUCCAAAAUGCCUGCAGGGGCCUCGGCUUUCAGCGGAGGACCCGGAGGUCGGCAGGUGGAUGGGAUGAACCCUGGGCAGCAGAUCGUGCAGCCCAACAUGAGCGGCCAACAAAGGGCGCCCACCAAUCCAAUGAACGUGACCUUGAGCAGCCAGCAACAAGCAGCACAGUCCAAUCACGCCAUCCCCGAAAUGACCCCUUUUGCACAGACGGCGGGCGGCGUGCGCCCGGGGUUGCCCUGUAACCAAGGUUAUCAAGUGACCAGGACAGCCAAUCAGCAGCAGCUCUCCUUCGGUUACAACGUGGCCUCCGGAAGCUUUGCGCCUGAAAGCGACCUGGUGGACUCGUUGCUGAAGGGCCAGGGCACGGAGUGGAUCGCUGAACUGGACGAGCUGCUGGCUGGUCACCACUAGACACUUUGGUCAGCAUGCUGUGAGAGCAGUGUGGAUCAGUGGGACGUGGCCUGAGGUGCAAGGCUGCUCAGCAGGGGGCGCAUCGGACUCAGACCCACCCGAGACAGAACCCGCAGUGUGAAACCGCCCUUACUGACUCCUGCCGACCAAGCUUGUUUCUCCAAGUGCUGCCCCCCCACUGGACACUGGAUGCUGACCAGACACUGGACAGUUAGAUGACAGCUGAGGAUAUUUCAGACGCUGGACCGUGCUGAGACACUGGAUCUGGAUGGGGACCACGUACCUUUGAAUGCAACGUAGAGUUGAUCUUUAUCUUAGAUCAAGUGUUCUGCUGGUGACCUGGACCCACAAGACACUCCAUCGAGUUGAUGUCAGAGACUUGUGUACUGAUUUCUGUUGCCAUGGUUAAAUCAUGGUUGAGCUUGUAAUGUUAGCGCCAUCUGCUGUUUCCAGUCCAACAUCUGUGAGUGUGUGCAUGUGCACACAUUUUGUAAAAGUCUUCAGAAAAUAUUUUUCUAAAUUUUGUAAAAAGUUUCUACCUUUGAUAAAAGUGUUCAGCUGUAAAUAUAUUUCUUUACAAAAACCAGGAGUUUGGUGUUUUUACUGGCAACAACUGACCGUCAUCAAUGCUCAUCCCUGGGUGCUGCCGGCUGGAGGCAACACCUCAAAAGCACCAUCACACUCAUGAAUCUGAAAGACUGGUCAUGUGUAAUCAACCUGUCGCAAGCAU